CCAUGGGGCAUUCAAGGACAGCCCCCGGUGACGCUGUGUAUCAGUCCGUCGCUGAACACAGCCGGUGUGCCUUCGUUCGUCUGAACUCUCUGACCAGUAGCGGCCAGUUCAGCUCAUACAUUUCAACAUAAUACUAAAAUAACGUGCAUCUACUUUCGCUGGGUUUGUUUUUAGUGGACUUUAGUGAAGUUCCAGAACGGCAGCCGUCUUGUCCAACAGAGGAUGAACCCGUGAACGUCACAGAUCUCACAUUCAGAGGAGAUUUUUCCAAGAUGCCUUUAUCAGUGGCUUCCGUCAUCAUCCUUUUGGCUGUCCUCACGCCAACCAUCCAGGGUGGGAAAGUCCUGGUGUUUCCACAUGACGGCAGCCACUGGGUGAAUAUGAAGGUACUUGUUGAGGGGCUGUAUUCGAGGGGACAUGAAGUGACGGUCAUUCGGCCUACAGACAGCUGGUACAUCAGUGAAGCAUCCCCCUUCUACAGUGCUGUCACGGUGGAUUAUGCUGGUGGUGGAAAUGAGGAUUUCUUCCGGCUCUUUGUCAAUGAAAUUAUUAAAAUCAAACGAGGCAAGGGCUCUGCUUUGACUCAGUUUGCUUUAGACAUGGAGUUAAAGAACAAAUUUUCUGAAUUACACCAGAAAGUCUGUGAACUGGUGGCGCAUAUGUUUGAGAAUAAAGAGCUUAUGAAAUCCAUUGAAGAUGCCAAGUUUGAUGCAGUUUUGACUGAUCCUGCUAAUGGAGGAGGAGUGAUGCUGGCUCACUAUCUGGGCCUGCCGUUAGUGUUCAAUGCUCGAUGGACUGUUCAUGGUGAGGCCCAUUUUGCAAUUUCACCCUCCCCUCUUUCCUAUGUCCCACUUCCACCUUCAGAAUUAACCGAUAAAAUGACUUUCUUUGAGAGGGUUAAAAACGUGAUUUUUUACACCAUGAGGAUGCAUCUGUACAAACAGAUUGUUGGACCACAUUAUACUCCUUUGGUGGACCGCUACUUUGGCUCAGAUGUAGACUAUUUUUCUCUCUUUCAAGCAGCUGAUUUAUGGCUCAUGAGGGUUGACUUUGUGUUUGAGUUUCCUCGUCCAACUAUGCCUAAUAUUGUCUAUAUGGGAGGAUUCCAGUGUAAACCUGCAAAAGCUCUGCCUCAGCACUUGGAAGACUUUGUGCAGAGUUCAGGGGAACAUGGCGUCAUCAUUAUGUCUCUGGGGACUUUGAUUGGAGAUCUACCACAUGACUUGGCUGAUGAGAUCGCUGCAGCUUUUGCAAACCUACCUCAGAAAGUCAUCUGGAGGUAUAAAGGUGACAGACCCACCACAUUGGGAGACAACACUUUACUGGUCGACUGGAUGCCACAGAAUGACCUUUUAGGACAUCCCAAAAUGAAACUAUUCAUAAGUCACGGAGGAACAAAUGGAAUCUAUGAGGCUAUAUAUCACGGCAUUCCUAUUGUAGGCAUUCCGUUUGUGUUUGAUCAAGCCGACAACCUCUCCAGAUUAAGAGCGAAGGGUGUCGCAAUGAAGCUGGACGUUUCUGAACUGGAUAGGAAUAUAUUUCAAAGUGCCAUACAGGAAGUCCUGAAUGAUCCUUCGUACAGGAUGAACAUGCAGAGACUGUCCAGACUGCACAGAGACCAGCCCAUGAAGCCUCUGGAUAACGCCCUCUUCUGGAUUGAGUUUGUCAUGAGACAUAAAGGUGCAGCUCACCUGAGAACAGAGUCCUACAGAAUGCCAUGGUAUUCGUACCACUCUGUGGAUGUGAUGCUCUUCUUAUCUGGACUUGUCCUCAUAACUGUGGGUGUCGUUGUUGGUUUGAUAAGAUGCUUGUGGUCCAAAUUAUGUCUGAGAACAAAAAGAAAACGUGAUUAGUAAAUAGUGCCCAGGUCAGGUUGGCACAUGCAGGGAUGCCGCCAGGGUUUUGGGGUCUCAUAGAAAAAAUAUCACUUUGGGCUUUUUGGGAUUCUAUUUAUGAAUCUGACUCCAAUUCUCUAUCCCUCAUGUUCGUUAUAUUGGUAAUUACUUUGACCAUAAAACAAACCUGAAACAAGAUUUAAGAAUAGCAAUUUAUCAAUCAUUUAAUGAGCAUUAAUCAGUCUUAUACAGAUCUGUGGUCUCCCAAGGUUAAUGAGAAUCAGGGUGGUUUCACACAGCAUACUCAAGUCCGUACCGUACUUGAAUACGUUCACACCUUUCCUGCAGAUGUUGCGCACACACACGUGUACUACAGCCUGUGCCCGAGUAUGAAUGAGUGUUACAGGGCUGAAACAGUAGGUGGCAGUGUGGAAGGAAUUCUGUCAUUAUCCUACAAACGCAGAAUUCAGAAGAUGACAAACCCUUACCUAUCUGUUAGCCUGUUUUAGGCAAAGAGAAAAGAGCGGCUUUCAUUGUCCCUGAUAUAUCACCAAGUGGUCCGGUCGGUAAGGCGAGCCCGUGUCACGUGGAUCCGAGGCUUUUUCAGGAGACAACAGGAGUGCCGUCUGGUGGUGAUUAACCCACUUCCGUUGUCGGAGUGGUGAUUAGGUCACUUCCGGACUCAGGCACAGAUCACAUUCACACACCAACGUACCGUGCUGGAGUACUGGCAGCCUGGACCCAGGACUACCUUCUCAACUGGACUUGGGCACAGUACUUGAGCACGGAACGGUUGCAUUCACAUGGAUAAAAUUAAGCAGACUUGGGGGUCCAGCGUACUCAGAUACAGAUUCAAGUAUACUGUGUGAAAAUGCCCUCAGUCUCCCUGGCCCACAGACAUAAAGUCUCAAAGCAAAGGACCCAAAUCUUUGACUCCCCUUCCUCAAGAACCAAGAAUUAUCUUUUCCCUGCUUCUUUAUACUCUCCCAUGGGGUGUUUUCUUCCUCCUCCUAACUUCAGCCAACACCUUCACGUAUCCCCCACACCACAGCUGUCUGCUCCAUUCUCACCCCCUGUCUUUGCCCCACAGGCCUCCUGAACUCUUCUCUAUAUGGCUAAUAUAACAACAAACAAAGCUAACCCACCUGUGACACUCUGUAUUUUUCCAUUCUACCCUUAAAAGCUUGGAACCUUCUAAUGGCAAUAUAUCACACAACUCAGGGCAAAUCAGUAAAACACAGAAAUCAUAGUUAUAACAUAUUACAUUCUGACUACAAAACAUAAAAAUCAUGGUUAUAACAUAUUACAUUCUGAUUACAAAACAUAAAAAUCAUGGUUAUGACAUAUUACAUUACGAUUACAAAACACAGAAAUCGUAGCUAUAAUUUAUUACAUUCUGAUUACAAAACAUAGAAAUCAUAGCUAUAACUUAUUACAUUCCGAUUGCAAAACAUAGAAAUCAUGGUUAUAACAUAUUACAUUAUGAUUACAAAACAUAGAAAUCAUUGCUAUAACAUUUUACAUUCCAAUUACAAAACAUAGAAAUCAUGGUUAUAACAUUUUACAUUACAAUUGCAAAACAUAGAAAUCAUAGCUAUAACAUAUAACAUUCCAAUUCUAAAACAUAGAAAUCAUGGUUAUAACAUAUUGCAUUCUAAUUAUAUAAUGCUUAGGUUUUUAUAUGUUCUUCAACUGAAUAAUAAUUCCAACAGGCUCCACCAAUUCAAUGCCACAAACCAUACAAAGUCUAAAAAUAUAACAUUGUGUAAGGAUGUAUAAAUGUUCUGCUUACAAUGGAAUUUAUGAUUUUUUGCAAGAUUGAUGAGAAAGGUGCUAUCUUUAACAUUUUGAUAAUAUUUUUCCAAUGAUAUUGUAUUUUUUUUUACAUUUAUAUACAAAUACAAAUUUAAUAUAGUUUUACUUUUUGGAUGGAAGUAUAUUUACUAGCAUCAGCUAGACCCUCUAGCACAUGGACCAAACCAUAUCAUGAAAUCAGAAGGGGGAAG
Molecule: messenger RNA, 3841 nt
Organism: Sphaeramia orbicularis (orbiculate cardinalfish)
Lineage: Eukaryota; Metazoa; Chordata; Actinopteri; Kurtiformes; Apogonidae
Product: UDP-glucuronosyltransferase 2A2-like
Exons: 2
Coding region: 273-1853 (526 amino acids)
Molecular function (GO): UDP-glycosyltransferase activity
Source: RefSeq, a predicted model, not a curated record